UUGGCUGAGGGCAACAGUAACGUUUGAAAGAGACAGGAGCUGCAGAUCAUCCUCUCUGAGUGACUGUGUGUGUGUCUGUAGUGACACAAUAGACCCACAGAGAAAUGGAGAUCAUCCACACUGUGCAGGUCCUGGUCAGGUCGCUGCUGCUGCUGCUGCUCUGCUCGAACUGUGACGGCAGCGAGUCGGAGUUAAACUACGUGACGUGCGGCUCCCUGGUCAAACUGCUGAACACCAGACACAACGUCCGCCUGCACUCACACGACGUCAAGUAUGGCUCAGGCAGUGGACAGCAGUCUGUAACUGGCGUGGACAACGCAGACGAUGCCAACAGUUAUUGGCAGAUUCGUGGGAAGCCAAACCUUCCAUGUCAGCGCGGGGUGGCCGUCAGGUGUGGUGAGUCCAUCCGCAUCACCCACAUGAAGACCGGUCGAAACCUCCACACCCACCACUUCAGCUCACCCCUGUCUAAUAACCAGGAGGUCAGUGCCUUUGGAGAAAAUGGCGAAGGUGACAACCUGGAUUUGUGGACAGUGCAGUGCGAUGCCGUCCACUGGGAGCGUGACGAGUCUGUGCGCUUCAAACACGUGGGCACCGAUGUCUUCCUGAGCGUGACAGGCGAGCAGUUUGGCCAUCCCAUCCGCGGCCAGCGGGAGGUGCAUGGCAUGAGCUCCUCAAACCAGCACAACUGGUGGCGCGCAAUGGAGGGGGUGUUCAUUAUGCCCAGCCAGGAGCUAAUACGCCACGAUGAGCUCUGACCUCAUCAUGGCAUGGACAUGUGUGUGGGUGUGUGUGCACAGUCUGUGGAUUCCUGUGGCUGUGGUGGUUUUAUAGUUCACCUGGAUCAAAUGCUGUUAUGUGUGAAUGAUAUUUGAAUGACUCGUCUCUGUACACGUGAAGCACUCAGGGUGUUCUGAGGCAAAGUGCAGGAGAGGUGUUGUUUCCCCCAAAAAUUCGAAGAUCACUGAUAUUGUGUAGUGCAGCUGCAUGGUUUAUUUAUUCUUCAGUUUUCUCCUCAGAGGAAUUCAUAGUAGAGAAAAUCAAGGCUGGGUAACUGGACAUAGCGACUAUUGAAACUGAAAUGGUGAGAGGCUCUGUGUCAUAUAAAACUUGCAUAUGAAUAUAUACUGUGUGUAUAUAUAUAUUUAUAUAUCAAAGGCUACCUUGAUGUCGAAUUUCUCACUGAAGUCCAGUUAAUUGGUCAGAGCUUGUCUCAAAACAAGCUUGUCCCCUAUCAGGAAAAGGAUUAGCUGUUAGCGUAAAGUCUAGGAAACGUGGUUUAUUGCAUCCAAAAAGUAAGGUAUGACAGUGUCACAAUCACACACAAACACAUACACUUUUGAAUGUUUUUUUUUUUAAGUAGAAGAUCUGUCUAUACCCUGCCUCUGAUUGGUUUAUCUUGAUAUUGUUACUCUUAGCCUAAUAAAUCACUCCUCAAUCCUAAACCUAACCUUUACGAACAAAUGAAGGCAGCGACUCCGAGCCAAUUUGAGGCAAAGUAGGGGUAGUCUCUUCCUGCCAUGGAUAAGAAAGAAGAUAAGUUUGCUCGGUACAUAUGAAUGAUUCACUUUGGGGCAAAAUACAUAUAUGUUUCUCAGUUAUAAAACGCAUCACGUUUGCUACUCCACAGUUUUCAGGCCUCUAUAAUAACCAUGUUCAAGGGUAAAGCAUUACAAGUGUUGCUAAACUUGACUGUCAGUAAUAGUUCCAAAUCCUUGUUGAUCCAACAAAAGAACUCCAGGGUCUUUUCACCAUUAAUGUUACUCAUUCAAAACAUUUUCUGUAACUAAGAAACCAAUCUGCCUAGCAGACAAUCUGCCUCACCAGCAUGCACGUGCUAAGUGUACAUGAAUGGUCUUAUGUGUUUUCAGUUGUUGGUAUGGCAGGAGAAUGUUUAUAAUAUGAAGCUAAAUCACUGGACGUUGUUUAGGUUUGAAAACAUCAUUGUUUAAAAAAAUUAAGCAUUUUUGUCAAUACAAAGAUUGAUAGUUAUAGGUGAUCAUACACUGAUAAAAACAUCCCUAAGAAUUGUAAAUUCCAUUUCUGCCAAUAAAUCCCAUUAAAUCCUACACACUGGUUCUUUAA
This is a messenger RNA of Platichthys flesus (European flounder), 2085 nucleotides long. It is a transcript of the gene sdf2l1, whose product is annotated as stromal cell-derived factor 2-like 1. The coding region runs from base 105 to 758 and encodes 217 amino acids. The transcript has 3 exons. NCBI's taxonomy places the organism in Eukaryota, Metazoa, Chordata, Actinopteri, Pleuronectiformes, Pleuronectidae. The record is from RefSeq and is a predicted model, not a curated record.